This is a messenger RNA of Trichomycterus rosablanca, 2246 nucleotides long. It is a transcript of the gene pter, whose product is annotated as phosphotriesterase related. The record is from RefSeq and is a predicted model, not a curated record. Gene Ontology annotation, biological process: catabolic process. Lineage: Eukaryota; Metazoa; Chordata; Actinopteri; Siluriformes; Trichomycteridae. Bases 59 to 1108 code for a protein of 349 amino acids. Gene Ontology annotation, molecular function: zinc ion binding. The transcript is spliced from 4 exons.
UACAAAGCAAAUCUUUACCACACCAGUCUUAAAUGUCCUUAUCUGUCUUUUACAGAUCAUGUCUACACCAAGUGGAAAAGUCCAGACCGUGCUGGGGCCGGUGGAUCCAGAUCAUCUGGGUCGCACCAUGACCCACGAGCACCUUACUAUGACUUUCGAGUGCUGCUUCGUCCCCCCAGCAGCGGGACAGGAGGACUUGGCCACGGCACCCAUCGAGAUGAAGAACGUUCACUGGCUUCAGCAGAACCCGUACAGCCACCGGGAGAACCUGCUCCUGUGCCAGGAAAUUCAGGCAGUGCGUGAUGAGCUGAUCUGUUUUAAAAAGGCCGGAGGAGGCACGAUGGUGGAAAAUACAACGGCGGGUAUAUCCAGAGAUCUGACCACUUUACGCCAGCUGGCCAAGGACACUGGGGUGCACAUUGUGGCAGGGGCGGGGUACUACGUAGACGUGACUCACACAGACGAGACGAGGAAGAUGACUGUGGAGAAGCUUUCUGCUGUAAUCAUGAACGAGGUGCUGCAUGGCGCUGACGGUACAGAUAUUUGUUGUGGUGUGAUCGGAGAGAUCGGCACAGGCUGGCCAAUCACAGACAGCGAAAAGAAAGUCCUGCAGGCCACUGCACACGCUCAGAAACAGCUGGGCUGCCCAGUGAUCAUCCACCCAGGCCGGAACACUGCCGCACCUAGAGAGAUCAUCCGAAUCCUGCAGGAGGCUGGAGGAGACAUCUCUAAAACUGUCAUGUCUCAUUUGGACAGAACCAUACUUGAUCAUGGAGAAUUGCUGGAGUUUGCAAAGUUGGGCAGCUACCUUGAGUAUGACCUCUUUGGAACAGAAAUGCUGAAUUACCCCUUCAAUCUGGAUAUCGACAUGCCCAGUGACAGCCAGAGGGUUCAAACCUUGGCGUUCCUUAUUAAUGAAGGCUAUGAAGACAGGAUUGUCGUCUCUCAUGACAUUCACACCAAGAACCGUCUGAUGAAGUAUGGCGGCCAUGGCUACUCCCACAUUCUGAAGAACAUCGUGCCGAAAAUGCUUUCCCGUGGCAUCAGCCAAGCACAGGUGGACAAAAUACUGAUCGAGAACCCCAAGCACUGGUUAACCUUUAAAUAAAUAGGACGUGAGUUAAUAAAACACAGACACAUCUGUAAAUUUCUAUCAGAUCUGGCAUUAUUAAUAGUAAAAUGAGGAGAUUUGUGAGAUUUGACACUUCCCGUGACAUAACAGUUUUUUGUUUUUUUUUCAUUUCAUUAAGAAUUUUUUUAACUUUAAGAAUUAUCAUCAUACAGACAUCAAACCUUUAAUUUAAUGUGGGAUUUAACAGUGAUGGUGACCCAAAUCAGUGGCCACGUUUUACUCCUUUACUUUUACUUCUCCCAUAUCUGCUAAUCACUUGAUAGUUUAUUUACCUUUACUUAUUAAGUAGAGUUCAGUUACCUUUCUUCAGUUGUAUAACUUUUGACUGCUAAUAUAUGUGGACAUAUUGUUCAAUCAGUGGAGCCAGUUAUUUAGAAACACAUAGUGGUAUAUACAGAGAAAACACAGGCAGCAAAAUGGGUUAAGAGCUUAAUGGUUUCCAACAUGCACUGUCAAAGGUUUACAGCUUUACAAAUCAGUACAUCUCAGUUCUGAAGAUGCAGACUACACAAGCUCAUAAACAGAGGACUGGAAAAAUCACCUGACCUCAUUUUAAACAAGGGGUGUAAAGCGUAGCACUAUUGGACUCUGUAGCAGUGAGAAUAUUCAUCUCUGGAGUGAUAAGUGUGAUGUCUACAUGUAGAAGCUUUAUGGACUACUUAAAUACAUAAUACUGUAAUAUUUACUGUAAAAUGAAUAAUGAGCUGAUUAUAUUGUUUCAGUAACAUCUUGGAGAACAGAUUUUGUGUAAUAAAACUGGCCUUUCUAAAGCCUUUUGGAUAAAUUGUACUGGUGACUGAGAUCCAGGCCUUAUGACUGAAUUGUGUCCAAGCCUGUUAAUGCCCCUGUGGGAUUUGCAAGUAAAUCCAUGCAGUUAUGUUUUAAAACCUUGUUAAAACCCUUUUAGAAGAAUGGAAGCUGCAGCAGCAAAUAUGAAAACUGAUUCUCACUGAUGUGAUGCUCGGUCGUCUUUUUGCAGCUCCAGAUUUGACUAGAUUAUUUUUCUGUGUGUCUUUUAAAUUAAGAAAAUCCAUUACAGAGACUUCACCUUGGCCACACUGUAAACAUUAUCCAAUUAAAAUAAAAUCUAAAUAGACUCCGAUGCAGUGAAGGA